This is a messenger RNA of Rodentolepis nana, 351 nucleotides long. Lineage: Eukaryota; Metazoa; Platyhelminthes; Cestoda; Cyclophyllidea; Hymenolepididae. The record is from the annotation of a GenBank genome assembly.
AUGCUCUGCCGGCUUGUCCCUUCUCUCUGCGUCAAUUUCCUCUGCUUGGCCCAUCUGGAUAGCCAUGUUCUUCAGAACUCCACUCUACUCUCCUCCGCAAUCGCAUCCAACUUUACGACUUCAGGUCUCCCUCUUGAAAGCCUCGUCACCAGGUCAGUAGUCUACGAGACAGCCUUCACUAAAUUCAUGGGCCAUCUGGAUGUUGUUCCCUCCAUCGCGAAUGGCUUUAACGCCUACUUCCCGAUGGUGGUUGUCGUCCUUUGUUUGGUGACUUUCUUCAGUCUGGGAAGUCGAUUACUGGCAUGGUUUGGUAUGCCCCAACUCCUGGGACCGAGUUUCAUUGAUAAGUGA